Messenger RNA from Pogona vitticeps (central bearded dragon), 1138 nucleotides. The record is from RefSeq and is a predicted model, not a curated record. NCBI's taxonomy places the organism in Eukaryota, Metazoa, Chordata, Lepidosauria, Squamata, Agamidae.
GAGAGUUGGAGAGAAACGAGGCAAGAGCAGGAGAGGGGCUUGGAUCAGGCAGGACCAAAGUAUAGAAGAUGGCUGCUGCUGAUGAUCCUGAGGUUUUUCUAAAUACUUUUGAAAGGAUUGCCACAGUUGCAGGCUGGCCGCAAGACCAAUGGGCACUUAGAUUGACACCCUGCUUGACCGGAUGGGCGCAGAAGGUCGUGGAGGCGCUUGACCUGGGCGAAGCUGCAGAUUACGACAAAGUAAAGCAAGCCAUUCUGGGGACCUUAAAUUUGUCAGCGGAAGCCUAUAGGAAGCGAUUCCGGGAGUUAAGGCUGGAACCGGGAAGGUCUCCAAGGGCUGUAGCCCAGGAAAUGAAAAUGAAUGCUGGGAGAUGGCUGAAGCCAGAAAUGCAUUCUGCCGACCAAGUGGUGGAGCUGGUGGUUCUGGAACAGUUGGUAACUACUCUGGAGCCUGCCCUGCGGAGCUGGGUCACCAGCCAGCGACCCCUGACCCUGGAAGAUGCCGUCACGCUCCUCGAAGCUUAUUGGGAAGCUGAGGCCAUCUGGGGUGUAGCUGCUGUUCCACCACAGAAGAAUGGCCAAGGUCAAAAGAAGGGAGAAGGAAUGAUGAGCACUGGAGAGAGGAUGGCCCACUCGUCAGGGGGGCCAUGUGAGCGAGCGGCAGAAAGUGUGCCGUCCUCUGAGAAGGAACAAGAAGAUCGAGGUGUGCAGACGGAUGAAACAGGAGAGGCUAGAGAUAGAUGUGUGAAGCUGUUGAAGGAUUUCCCCAAUCUGAUGGUAGGAGGAGGCCUGCUUCCUACUCCAGCGGAUCCCCACGGGAAAGAUAAGUACGAACCCAGAGGAGGAUGGAAUUGGGGAACAACAUCUCCCAAAACGGCUUCGGGGAUGAAAAAGAACCCAGCUGGUUCCAGUCCCUUUCUCCCCAGAUUGGAGGGAACACAUGUGAAGCAUCCGUGCUGCAGCACAGUAUGCGCGGUGCUGAGUGUUCCGGUACAGAACCCAGUUACCCGUUAUAGCAUUGGAGUGAGGAGAAUUUAAAAGAGAACAAGACUGUUGCAACUGUUAAAGUAAAGAGUUACAAGCUGUUGCCAGAGGUGGAAUUGUUGGAUCUGUUUGGGUUGGGAUUAGCAGACGUUAAA